UCCUUGUAGGAGUCUCCAGGACCCUCUUUGCCGACACGUCGCCUCCUUGUUUGUGCGUUCGGAGCAGCGAGUGGAAUGGAGGAGAGAAAAAAAAACAUGUAGCUUUGCCCGUCCUCUCUCACACAAACACACCCAGCAACGAGGAGGGACACGCGGGGGGGCACAUUCAAAAACCUCCCCUUCAGUCUCCCAGUCACUCCCCUCGGCCGAAGUUGUUAGCUCAUCGGUCGGCUACCAGCUAGCUCGCGCCUCUCUUCCAAGGCUAGCCGGCUCGCCUCAGCUUCCGUGUCAGCUCGCAGAGUCACCGCGGUCGGUUCUCCGGUGUAGCUAACCCAACCCGCGACCCGGGACUAGGAGGACGAGAACACCGCGCGGGUAUGGAAUGGUGCAUGCCGCUGGGCCGAGUGUGCAGCCGUUGAAUCCAAGCGGAAUCAUGGACACGCAUCCACUGUGCACAAGGCUUUGUUCACACGCGCUGGAAAAAGAGGACGGAGUGGAGCGACAAGGCGCGCUCACGCUCAACCCGAGACACAUGAGGAAGGCCUUCAAAGUCAUGAACGAGCUGCGCAGUCAAAGCUCAUUGUGUGACGUCACAAUCGUAGCGGAGGACGUGGAGAUCGCUGCUCACCGCGUGGUCCUUGCUGCCGGGAGCCCGUACUUCCACGCCAUGUUCACAGGGGAGAUGGCCGAGAGCCGAGCCAAGCGCGUGAGGAUAAAGGAGAUGGACGGGUGGACUCUGGGACUCCUGGUGGACUACAUCUACACUGCAGAGAUACAAGUCACAGAGGAAAAUGUGCAGGCUCUGCUGCCGGCCGCGGGUCUCCUGCAGCUGAACGAGGUGAAGAAGGCGUGCUGCGACUUCCUCAGCUCUCAGCUGCACCCGUCCAACUGCUUGGGCAUACGAGCGUUCGCUGACCUGCACGCCUGCUCGCAACUACUCACGCAGGCCAACUGCUACGCAGAGCAACACUUCACCGAGGUGGUCGGCAGCGAAGAGUUCCUCAAUUUGGGCAUGGAGCAGGUUUCCAGCCUCAUCGCCAGCGACAAACUGGCCAUCCCCACAGAGGAGAAGGUCUUUGAAUCGGUCAUCGCCUGGGUCAACCAUGACAAAGACGUGCGCCAGGAGCACUUGGCCCACCUCAUGGAGCACGUGCGCCUGCCCCUGCUCACCAGAGAAUACCUGGUCCAGCGCGUGGAGGAGGAGUCCCUCAUCAAGAACAGCAGCGCGUGUAAGGACUACUUGAUCGAGGCUAUGAAGUACCACCUGCUGCCCGCCGACCAGCGAGCGCUCAUGAAGACGGCGCGCACGCGCAUGCGGACCCCUGCCUGCUGCCCUAAGGUCAUGGUGGUGGUCGGCGGCCAGGCGCCCAAGGCCAUCCGCAGUGUGGAAUGUUACGACUUUGAGGAGCAGCGCUGGUACCAGGUGGCCGAGCUGCCCACCCGCAGGUGUAGAGCAGGCGUCGUGUACGUGGGCACCUGCGUGUAUGCCGUCGGGGGCUUCAACGGUUCCCUGCGCGUGCGUACGGUGGACUGCUACGACCCCACGAUGGACCGCUGGACCAGCGUCAGCAGCAUGCAAGACCGCCGAUCGACACUCGGGGCCGCCGUGCUCAACGGGCUCUUGUACGCUGUGGGCGGCUUUGACGGAAGCACAGGUCUGUCCACCGUCGAGGCGUACAACGCCAAGACAGACGAGUGGUUCCACGUCUUGCCCAUGAGCACGCGGCGUAGCAGCGUGGGAGUCGGUGUUGUCAAUGGGAUCCUGUACGCCGUCGGUGGUUACGACGGCGCCACCAGGCAAUGUCUGAGCACCGUGGAAGCCUACAACCCCAAAAGCAACGCGUGGAGCUACAUCGCCGAGAUGGGCACGCGACGCAGCGGUGCAGGCGUGGGCGUAUUGAAGGGUUUGCUCUACGCCGUGGGCGGCCAUGACGGCCCCUUGGUGAGGAAGAGCUGCGAGGUGUACGACCCGGCCUCCAACAGCUGGCGGCAGGUAGCCGACAUGAACAUGUGUCGCCGUAAUGCAGGCGUGUGCGCCGUGAACAACCUGCUGUACGUGGUGGGCGGCGACGACGGCAGCUGUAAUUUGGCGUCGGUGGAGUUCUACAACCCCAACUCGGACAAGUGGACGGUGCUGCCCAGCUGCAUGAGCACGGGACGCAGUUACGCGGGUGUGACCGUGAUCGACAAGCCCUUAUGACUGCCGGCGAGCCCCGACGCUGAUUAGAAGUGGAAGUUGCAGUUUCCUGCUGAAUUCUCCCGGGCGGUAUCUGUCGUCGUCUUAACGCGACGUUUGCACGUUGGUCACCGAUGUCGACGAGUGCCAAGACGGCGGCGACGACGACGACGAAGGUGAUGAUGUUGGCCAUCGUGAAGAUUUUUUUGGUUUUUUUUUUUGCACUUAACGUGAGCGUAAGGGAGGGUUUGAACCGGUUUUAAUCUCGUCACGGGCGGGUGGAGAGGCAAUCCCGGCCUGGCCGUCGUCAAGGUGUGGUAGGGUGGGGCAGCCAGGCGUUGCUCCCCAAUGACUACUGACAUGAAGCUACUAAACGUGCUAACAUUUGCUAGAGGGGAGGCUGCUGCUCUAGAAGUGGGACUAUGAAAAUCUUCUCAUCGCUGGAGUUGUGUCUGCGUGUAUGUAUUUAUGCGCUUGCCUUCAAGGGUUCUCCAUUGCUUGUGAGCCUGUGCGUAUGUGUGUGUGCAUUUUGAGUCGACCGCCGCAUGGAUGCACUGCGCUUGGCCUCUGAUCCUUUUUAGAGCGUCCAAGAGCGCCCGAAUGUUAAACGGCUGGCCACUUCCUCCUUCCUUCCUCCCCCCAAUUCUUCCUCUUCAUGAUGCCUUUAGCGUCCUCCGUGGACACAGCGACGAAACAUAACAGUGGAUAAAGAGGAACAAUUUUAGGUUAGCUGUACCUGACAGGAAAUGACACUUUUUCCUUCAUUUGUUUUCCCCCAGAAGAGUUUUUCUUGAAAAAUAAAAUGUUCUUCUUUAACGCUGACCUUUUCUUGAAAAAACUUUUUUUUUAAGACAUUUUUUGUUGUGGCAAAUUGAAGUAUGACCUUUUUCUUGAAAAUUUGACUUUUCUAUAACAAUUUUUUUUCACUCAAAAAAUAUCUCCUAAAUUGAAUUUUCUCUUCCCCAAAUCCGUCUUAAAAAUGCAACGCUUUUACUGAGAAAAAAAAUCCCAUAAAUCUAACUUUGUAUUUAAACAUUUUUGUUUAAAAUCUAAAAAUUUGCAUUUUCUCUGAAUGUGAUGUUAAAAAAAAAUACAGUACAUAUAUUCUGUGUGUUUUUUUUUAAUUGGCUUUUUUUCCUCCUCAAACUUACUCAAAAUAUUUUUUUUAAAAAUCUAGAAACAAUAUGAAAAGGAGAAAAAAUUGAAUUUUCUCACCCCCAAAAUUGUCUAAAAAUGCAACCCUUUUAAUGAGAGAAAAAAAAUACCAUAAAUCUAACUUUGUUUUUAAACAUUUUUGUUGCAUUUUCUCCAAUUGUGACGUUUAAAAAAAUAUACAGUAUAUAUAUUCCAUGUUUCUUUUUUAGUUGGCUUUUUUCCUCAAACUUACACUAAAUAAUUUUUAUUUUUUUUUAUAAAAAAAAAAAAAAAAAAUUCUGGAGAAAAUAUGGAGAAGAGAAGCCUUAGUGAAGAGCAUCGCCAAACGCAUGCCAGCCUGAAAGUGGGUGGUAGGUCCUCCGAGCGGUCGUACAGUAUCGCACAUACUUUACUGUUGCCAAGUUUGCCCCCCCUGCAUGACCGGACUAACCCUAUAAACUGACGUGUUCUGAAUGUGCCAAUUUUACAGCAUCUUCUUUCAUUCCAAAAAGUGACCAAACUCUUGGGAUACCCCCCCCCCCUUCCUCCCUUUCUCGUAACCGCUUUCGCCGCAUACGUUUCGUCAGCUGUAUAUCGAGGAUUGUCACGUAGGCUUAAUGACUUUGGAUAUGUUUCACACUACAUGUUUUGUAGAGCAUUAUUAAUAAAACAUAUGCUUGUAUUUA
Molecule: messenger RNA, 3996 nt
Organism: Syngnathoides biaculeatus (alligator pipefish)
Lineage: Eukaryota; Metazoa; Chordata; Actinopteri; Syngnathiformes; Syngnathidae
Gene: klhl2
Product: kelch-like family member 2
Exons: 15
Coding region: 383-2200 (605 amino acids)
Molecular function (GO): protein binding
Source: RefSeq, a predicted model, not a curated record